Molecule: messenger RNA, 2490 nt
Organism: Rubroshorea leprosula
Lineage: Eukaryota; Viridiplantae; Streptophyta; Magnoliopsida; Malvales; Dipterocarpaceae
Source: the annotation of a GenBank genome assembly
AUGGGGGUAGAUUUGGAUUUGUUAGAUUCUUGAAUGUUAAGGAUAAAAAGGAGCUUGAGAAGCAAUUAGACCAGAUCUGGGUGGGGGAGAAAAAAUAAUGGGUGAACUCUCCAAAGUAUGAAGAUGAGCAAAAGGUUGAUAGGGGAAGAAGAAGUAGUCAAACCAUGGAGCCAGUACUGCCGAUGAGAAGUUACGCCAAAGUAGUAAGAGGCAGGCAGUAUGGAAAUCAUGAGAAGGAGCUAAGAAUCAAGAAUAGUGAGACUCAGUUUGAGGAGAAAGGAGAGAACAAAAACAAAAACAGGAAAGAAGAGAGAAAGAAUGAUGAAAGGAAAAUGUGGCAGGAGAAAGGAGUGAGUAAAAGAUGGGUUGGAUUGGAAUAUAACGUGAAGCAAGAGGAUAGUGCAUGGCUAGAUCACUGUUAUGUGGGUUUGGCUCAUUCGAUUGAAAUUGUCCAUAAUUUUCAUGAAAAGUUCUACAUGGAAGACGUAGAAGAUGAUGAUGUGGCAAACAAAAGUGAUGAGUCCAACGGAAAAUUUGGCCCACCGGAAGAAGUGACGAAAGCUGCAGAAGCAAUGUCAAAAAGUGCAAUUCAAAUUCAAAAAGAAGUUGAGAGAGUGAAUAGUGCAAGAGACAAAGGGGUGGCACGACAGAUAUGGAAGACUGAUAAGGCUGUUGGGAAGAAUUCAGGCUCACUGGAAAGGCAUGGGAUGAAGCAAAUAGGGGGGCCGAACUUGCAUGAGGGCAGCCCAAGCUAUGCAGCAUCAUUUAACUUGGGUUUGGCCCAAAAAACAUGUGAAGGGCCAAACCCAAAUUCAAAAAGUGUGGCAGAAGCGGAAGAUAGUGCAGAUAGUGGGAAAGAAAGGUGCAGAAACAGGGAACAUGAGGCAGAAAGGAAGGAAAAAUCAGUAACGGAGAUGGAAAAUAACAGGGACUGUGAGCAUGCGGAAGAAACGAAGGAAAGUACAGAAGAAGAUCUCCCACAGGAAUCUCACGGAAAAAGUAAAGAGGGAGUGCAGAUUUGGAGGAAUGAGAGACCGAAGAGAGCUGUAAAAAUGAGGAAGAAGAAAAUAAGUUUAUGUAGUUCGGUUUACUCAAAAUCAGAAGUUGUUGGAAAAAUGAAAGGAAAGAGAAGGAUCGGCAAUCAACAAGGGGAAGGGAGGGUAGAUCCGGAAUUUGUAAGAAUUGAGGAAAUGGAGAGCAGAGACAGGCAGACAAAGACAGAAUUGGGAAGGCAGGGAGCCGGUGAUGUAAAGAAGAAGGAAUGUCCGGAGGCCUUGUAUGUGUAUGGAAUUCUAAGGUGUUCAGGAAAAAAAAAAGAUUUAAUGGGGAGCAACUAUAUUGGUGUGAAUGGGUUAUGGGGGGAGGAUCUGACGCCUGUAAAUGUUUUGAAUGUCUACUCCCCAUGUCAUCUGACGGGAAAGAGAGCCUUAAGGGAGGAGGUAAUGAGUCUAAUUAGGAGUAGAAAGGGCAAAUGGUGCAUAGGAGGAGACUUUAAUGCUGUAAGAAGUGUAGAGGAACGGGCAGGAUGCAAGGAGGUAUUGAGGGAAAUGAGUGAGUUUAACUGUUUCAUUCAUGAUGCGAGAUUAGUUGAUUUAACACUAGUGGGAAGAAAAUACACUUGGUACAACUUUAAUGGCCAAAGCAUGAGCAGAAUUGAUAGAUUUUCGCUUUCGGAAGAAUGGCUUAUGAAGUGCAGUGAUGUAAAGCAAUGGGGAUUGAGAAGAACAGUGUCAGAUCAUUGCCCUGUCAUGUUGAAGAAUGAUAGGAUAGAUUGGGGACCAAAACCAUUCAGAUUCUUUGAUGUAUGGCUGGAACAACUAGGUUGCAAGGAAAUGAUCAGUAAUGUGUGGAGAUCGACAAUGAUUAAAGGAUGGAAGGGCUUCGUUCUCAAAGAAAAACUGAAAAGAACCAAGCAAGCAUUGAAAGAGUGGAGUGGUAGAUCUAUGGCAGAGGUUGACUGUAAAAUAAAUGAGGUAGAAAGGGAGAUAGUAGCAAUUGACAAGAGAGGAGAGGAGGUACAACUCUCGGCAGAGGAUAGCAAAAAGAGGAGAAAUAGUUUUCUUAACCUUUGGAGGAAUUUAAAAAUAAAUGAGAGAAUGUGGCAACAAAAGUCAAGAAAGAUGUGGCUAAAGGAAGGGGAUGCAAACACAAGAUUCUUCCAUAGAAGUGUGAAGGGAAGAUGGAGGAGAAAUGAAAUGAAUUGUAUCCAAAUUGAUGGUGAACAGCAUACGGGGGUGGCUCAGAUAAAAGAAGAGGUGGUAAAGUACUUCAAGAAGAUGUUCACAGAAGAAAAAUGGAACAGACCAAAGCUCGAUGGCAUCAACUUCAAACAGAUAUCCCAGACAGAUAAUGAGCUCCUCAUGGCACCUUUCACUGAAGAGGAAUAAAGAAAUUGGAAUAAAGAAAAGGGGGUGGUUGGGAUGAGAUGGAUGUUUGAUCAAUGGAGGCAGUGCCGCGCAGAAAACAUGUAAAUCAAAGUUACAGUGAUGG